GCCAGUCCCUGUAAGACGCACCUGGGACAUAUUUCCCCGAUCACACCAUCGUCCAUCGCUUAUCACUAUUACAUCUAUGGUCCAGAAUCAGCAAGGGAGGGAUGUCAAAAGGUGGAACUUUCAGAGAGCAAACUGGGCAGACUUCACCAAACAAGUUAGCAAACCAGGUGCUGACCAAACCAGGUGUACUUAAAGACCUGGUGCUUCAAGCUCAAGUGUUUAUAAGACUGUAGCAACAAUGUUCCACCUCUACAACAAGGAAGCAACCUGUAGGAGCAACAUCACGGUUGAUAACGCCCAGCUACAACUCGGGGAGGAGUGAACAGGAAGUGAAAGGAGGAGAGUGUGUACAGACGUCUACAUUUUGAAGAAACGGUCGGACAGUUUUUAGCUAAUGUUCUGGAGAAUUCCUCUGAAGGAAACUGAUCAACACCUGGAUCUACAAACACACCUGUAGAACCUGAAGAGAACCUGAGAUCAGAGAGCGAGAACCUUCACACACCUGAAAGUGAAAGUCUGAGUGUUGUAACAGGAAGGAGCAGCAGGGAAAGAAAAUGGCUUCUAAAUCUUUCUUAGUGGAGGAUCUCACCUGUCCUGUGUGUUUUGAGAUCUUCAGGGUUCCUGUGGUUCUGAACUGUAGCCACAGUGUGUGUAAAGAGUGUCUGCAGAAGUUCUGGGAGUCUAAAGGAUCCAGAGAGUGUCCAGUUUGUAGGAGAAGAUCUUCAAAUGAUCCGCCUCCAGUAAACCUGGCUCUGAAGAACCUGUGUGAGAACUUCUUACAGGAGAGAAGUGGGAGAACUUCAGCCGGUUCUGAGACACUCUGCACUCUGCACGGAGAGAACCUCCGGAUCUUCUGUCUGGAUCAUCAGCAGCCCGUGUGCUGGGUGUGUCAAACCUCGAGGAAACACACCGACCACAGAUUCCGCCCCAUUGAUGAAGCUGCAACCGACUGCAAGGAGGAGCUCAGAACUGCUCUGAAUCCCCUAAAGGAGAAACUGGAGAUCUUUAAAAAGUGUAAACUGAACUGGGAUCAGACUGCAGAUCAUAUAAAGACUCAGGCCCGACGCACAGAGAAGCAGAUUAAGAAGGACUUUAAGAAGCUUCACCAGUUUCUACGAGAUGAAGAGGCAGCCCGGAUCACUGCGCUGAGGGAGGAAGAGGAGCAGAAGAGUCAGAUGAUGAAGGAGAAGAUUGAGAAGAUGAGCAGAGAGAUAUCAGCACUAUCAGACACUAUCAGAGGCGUAGAAGAGGAGAUGGGAGCUGAAGACGUUCCAUUCCUACAGAACUAUAAGACCACAGUGGAAAGAACCCAGUGCACACUGCAGGAUCCAGAGAGCCAAUCAGGAGCUCUGCUCAACGUGGAGAAACAUCUGUCCAACCUGAAGUUCAGCGUCUGGAAGAAGAUGCAGGAGAUCCUUCAGUUUACUCCUGUAACUCUGGAUCUGAACUCUGCUGGUUCUAAUCUCAUCGUAUCUGAAGAUCUGAUCAGUGUGAGACUCAGUCCUGAUAAUCUGCAGGUUCCUGAUAAUCCAGAGAGAUUUGAUGAUUGGUACUGUGUUGUUGGAUCUGAGAGCUUUAACUCAGGAAUUCACUGCUGGGAUGUUGAAGUUGGAGAUGGUGAUCUCUGGGAUGAUGAACACUGGCGUGUGGGAGUGAUGUUAGAAUCUGCUGAGAGGAAGGGAAAUAUAUUCUCCAGGAGAGGAGUGUGGUAUCUGGAGUGUUGGGAUGGUGAAUAUGAAGUCUGUUCUUCACCACAGAAAUCCACUGGUCUCUCAGUAUCAGUGAAAGUGAGGAGGGUGAGAGUUGAGCUGGACUGGAACAGAGGAAAACUCUCAUUCUCUGAUCCUCUCACUAACACACACUUACACACCAUCACACACACUUUCACUGAGAGACUCGUUCCAUUCUUCAAUACCUCUAGCUCUCUAACUAUCAGUCCAGCUCAGGGGUGGGUUUCCCAAAAACGAUCAAUCUUAGCGAAUAACGAACGAACUAACGAAUGACGUGUGUAAAGAACGAGCCAGUUCUGCGAGUGUUUCCCAAAGAGCUUCGCAACGUGAAAAUUAACGAACGAGGUUAAAGAACGUCUUUGUUGACUCCUCCCCCGACACAGUGCGCUCAAUCGAUCCACAAAUAUCGAUUCAACGCUGCCAAUAUGCAGCAUUUAUUCACUAUGACACCCUAAAAACGUAGAAAUGUGUUGUAAUUAACAACAUUAUACUCCUAAAGAUACAUAUGACUAAAUAAAUAC
This is a messenger RNA of Astyanax mexicanus (Mexican tetra), 2251 nucleotides long. Its product is annotated as E3 ubiquitin-protein ligase TRIM35-like. Gene Ontology annotation, molecular function: zinc ion binding; protein binding. NCBI's taxonomy places the organism in Eukaryota, Metazoa, Chordata, Actinopteri, Characiformes, Acestrorhamphidae. The record is from RefSeq and is a predicted model, not a curated record. The transcript has 6 exons. Bases 555 to 2003 code for a protein of 482 amino acids.